Messenger RNA from Dicrocoelium dendriticum, 1525 nucleotides. The record is from the annotation of a GenBank genome assembly. Lineage: Eukaryota; Metazoa; Platyhelminthes; Trematoda; Plagiorchiida; Dicrocoeliidae.
AGAUUCAUUGUCUAUCAACGUUUUUAUAGUCCGCAAGGUGUCUGAUGGAUCGUCCAACUGAUCUUGUUGUUCAGGCGACUAACGAUGAUGCUACAUGUAGCAAAGCGUGCGCUGUUAAGAGAGGGUACUGGGUGGACCAUUAUAUGCAUUACUUUUGCCCAUUUUCCCCCCAUAAGUCACCUGAAAUUAGUAGGGGUUAUUUCGUCCGAACUCAGGCCUUCAAGGCUAUCACCAUGUCUUUCAUUCAGAAACACUGCGGCCGCUGUCAGAUUGUGAAUUUGGGAGCUGGCUCGGAUACACUUUACUUUCAGCUCCGCGACUGCAACCUUGUUCCAGAGAAGUUUUUCGAAAUCGAUUUGUUACAUAAUGUCAAAAAGAAAAUAUCCGUAAUCAGGAACCAUCAUCUUCUCCGCGGUGAAACGGAAUACUCAGCGGACGUCGAACUACUUCAAGAUUCCUCCUCCCCCGCUUCCUGCAUCCCACAACCUGGCAUAACAAAACAGAAUAUUGACCACACUCAAUCACGCUUGUUCACCAACAUCUAUUCGCUGUUCGACUUCGACUUGCGACAGCCAGCGGAUCAAUUUACCUCUUUCAUAUGUGGACCGUUGCCUGGAGGUGGCCUGGAUUCGUUCAUGCCCACAUUGUUCUUGGCAGAAUGUGUCCUUGUAUAUAUGUCAUCUCCAGACAGCCUACAACUAAUACGAGGUAUAUGCAAAAAGUUUCCCUUAUGCGCCUUCCUUCAUUACGAACAGGUGAACAUGAACGACCGGUUCGGGAUGAUUAUGGUUGAAAACUUUCGCACACGUGGCUGUGACCUCCCUGGUUUAUCGGCUUGCCAGUCAUUGCAAGAGCAAGAAAAACGAUUUAUCGAAGCAGGUUGGCAAAAAGCGAAAGCGUGGACCGUGAAUGAAGUGUACGAAGAAUUUUCAAGGGAAACCCGAUCACGAGUGGAACAUGUAGAGAUGUUGGAUGACCUAGAAAUAUCGCGCCAACUGUACGACCACUACUGCAUCCUGUUGGCUACAACGGACGACACUGUUUGUCAGUGGACUAGCCUGAAGGAACCACUGUCCUUGAUUAAAUGAACUAACUGGACGCACUACUCAAACGGUCCUUAGCCCUGGUUCGGCAAGAUAUGCAGCACCUCACCCCCGUAUUUUAUCAUUGGCCUAAAGUAUUUCUCACAUCACCCUUCCGAUGUUCUAAUCUUCACGAGGUGCUGGGAACCAGAUACAUUGUACUAUCCAGUCGCAGAAUCUUGCAAGGUAGCCUGAAUAAAUCGCUUCGAAUAUUGCCUUCCGCAUAUUACACCACGCAGACUUUGAAGAAACUCGCUAAAUGGAAGUCAGACGAAAUUCGAAUUUGCGUGACUUAAGCCCACUCUAUUACUUAAUGGGCGACACGUUGCUACAUGCAUAUUUUACACCAUCCAAUCCUUUUUGAACCUUACUGCAACUCCCAUUUGAUGCAUAGUGAACCAACGAGUGCAACCCGAGCUUACGCAUAUGUUUUUUGUGCCAUC